CUUUGACUAGAGAAUAAAAAAAUACUAUUGCAAAACUUCAUAUUAAAAAAUAAAGCUUGAAGAUAUUAACUUGCUCUAAUUGUUAGGGGUCUAUACCACAAUAUGAUUCAAUUUUUCUUUUAUUGAUAUUCAUUUCUGAAUUAAUUUUCAGCAUGAGAAACUAUCGAACUUUCAUGGCAAAAAGCAAAGGAAAAAUACAGUGGAGCCUCGAAUAUUUAAAGAUUUUCAAUACAUACUUCAAUCUUCACUUGGAGGUUUUGGACACAAAAACAAUGAAACAAAUGUUCCUGAUCAACAUAUUGCUGCUGUUACUCCACAUAUUCCUGCUAUAAUUGAUCACAAUAUUCCUGUUAUUGAUAAGCAUAUUGAUUUUAUCAUUCCUUCUAAUGUUUCAAUGUUUGAUCAAUAUGUUGCUGAUUCUGCACCUAUUCAUGUUCCUGCUCUUGGUGGUCCUGCAGAUUCUGGCCCAUAUCAAAAUAUUUCAGCAAUUAUUCUUAAUCAGAAUGAACCUGCUCUUUCUUAUUCUGUCUAUGAUCAAAAUUGUUCUACUGUUACUGAUGCACCUGAUCAAAGUGUGACAGAUAUUACUUCUGCAAUUACUCCUGUUGCAGCUGAGAAUGAUCAUCUAAGUUUUUCUGCUACAACGGUUGCAACUGAAAAAAAUCUUGUUACUUCUGCUGCCACUGAUAAAAAAAAUUGUGCCAUUAUUACUUCAGAACCUAGUGAAAAUGUUCCAGCUGAUUUCAUUUAUGGUGUUACACAUUUCAUAGCUGAUGGAAAAUUGUGUUAUGUUACUCCUCAUGCACAUGAUCAAAAUGUUGUAGCUUAUGGUGAUACACCUUUUCUUGAUGAAAUUUUUUGGGCUACUAAUGGUGCACCAGAUAAAGAUAUUGAUGAUAUUUCAGCUCUGUUGACAGCUAUUGAUCAAGAUAUUCCUGUUUUUGAGAUAAAUAUGUUUAAUCUUUCUAAUGUCCUUCAUGAUACUCCUGCUCAUGCUCCUGCUCCUGCCAAUCAUGAGGACACUAUUGUGAUUGAUGAAGAAAACACCCGUCCCUAGUCAUGCUCCUGCUUCCGGCCGUGCUCAGGAUCACCACAUGUCUACCAUUGAUGAGGAUUUUAUUGUUCCUAAACAAGAGACUGGUGAAGCUCCCCACCCAAUAACCAUAGAUUGGGAAAUGGAAAAACAGCUGAUCAUGGAGACUGCAAAUAAUGCUAUGGAAGAAUUAACAAGGCUUCUUAAAUUGAAUGAGCCUUUCUGGUUUAGAUCUAUAGAAGAUGAGAGAUUCGUUUUUCAACGUGAGACCUAUGACAAGAUUUACCAGAAGAGCAAUUAUUUAAAGGGGCGUCGCAAGCGUACAGAGGCAACAAAAGAUUCAGUUAUAGUGAGCAUGGGUGCUGCACAGUUGGUGGGCAUGUUUCUAGAUUCGGAAAAAUGGAUGAAUCUUUUUCCAACAAUUGUUAAAAAUGCAGUAACAGUGGAAGUAUAUAUGAAGAAGGUUCGAUGGAAAGCAGAAAUGGAGCUUUGCAGUUGGUAUGUAAUUUUGGUAAACAGCAUGUAUGCAUAAAUAGUUUUUUGUUUGGAAUAAAAAAUAGAGAUAAUAGAAGAAGAAGAAUUUUAUACAGAUGAGUGCAAAAAUGCAUAUUCUAUCCUCCUAAUGUUUGGAAGUUUCCAUCUGGAUGCAUGAUUCAGGAACUUACCAAUCACUCCUGCAGGGUUAGUAUAUAAUUAAAUUGCAUUUCUAAAA
This is a messenger RNA of Cicer arietinum (chickpea), 1745 nucleotides long. NCBI's taxonomy places the organism in Eukaryota, Viridiplantae, Streptophyta, Magnoliopsida, Fabales, Fabaceae. The record is from RefSeq and is a predicted model, not a curated record.